Messenger RNA from Pterocles gutturalis (yellow-throated sandgrouse), 231 nucleotides. It is a transcript of the gene CUNH8orf88, whose product is annotated as chromosome unknown open reading frame, human C8orf88. The record is from RefSeq and is a predicted model, not a curated record. The transcript is spliced from 3 exons. Gene Ontology annotation, molecular function: eukaryotic initiation factor 4E binding. Lineage: Eukaryota; Metazoa; Chordata; Aves; Pterocliformes; Pteroclidae. The annotation marks the transcript as partial. Gene Ontology annotation, biological process: negative regulation of translational initiation. Gene Ontology annotation, cellular component: cytoplasm.
GUAUCUGAAAUGACUGAAGUGAAGAUCUUAACUCAAACUAUGAUGCCCUGCCAACCAAAACAGCAUGAAUCGGAAGAAAAAAAAGAAAGGAUCAAAUACAGCAGAGAUUUCCUUCUGAAACUUUCAAGUGUGUCUCUCUCUCAGAAGAAGCCAGAGUUUCUUCCAGAUCAUCCGAUUGUUCUUGAAAAGCCAGAAAAGAGCAAACCCUUUAUUGACAUAUGCAAGAAGUGA